Molecule: messenger RNA, 3704 nt
Organism: Pipistrellus kuhlii (Kuhl's pipistrelle)
Lineage: Eukaryota; Metazoa; Chordata; Mammalia; Chiroptera; Vespertilionidae
Gene: CCDC112
Product: coiled-coil domain containing 112
Exons: 10
Coding region: 137-1708 (523 amino acids)
Source: RefSeq, a predicted model, not a curated record
UCCACGCCCGGCCCGGCAUCCCCACGCAGCCCCGGAGCCCGGCAGCUUCGUGCAGCAUCUGCCUUCCGGGAGCGUCCGGCGCCUGAACCCUCAGGUCGGGGUGGUCGCAGCGGCCGGAGCGGCUCGGCGAGGAAAGAUGGCUGCCCUGACGACGGUGGUGGUGGCGGCGGCGGCCACGGCGGUGGCCGGGGCUGUGGCGGGGGCGGGCGCGGCCGCGGGGAGCGGCGUGGGAGCAGCGCAGGUGCCGCCACAGAAUGAUGGCUGUUUUGGUACUUCAGGUGGAAUUCGUUCUUUUCAGCUUCACAACUGGAAACAGAAAGUUAGUCAGCCUAAGAAAGCAGAAUUCAUACGCACAGCAGAAAAAUUUAAAAAUUUAGUUAUUAACAUAGAAAAAGAUAAACACAGUCAUUUCUACAACCAAAAAAGUGACUUCAGAAUCGAGCAUAGUAUGCUGGAAGAAUUGGAAAACAAAUUGAUUAACAACAGGAAAACAGAAAGAUCAAAAAUCCAGCAACAAUUGGCCAAAAUACAUAAUAAUGUAAAGAAACUUCAGCAUCAGUUAAAAGAUGUGAAGCCUACACCUAGUUUUGUUGAAAAGCUCAGAGAAAUGAUGGAAGAAAUCGAAAAUGCAAUUAACACUUUUAAGGAGGAGCAGAGAUUAAUAUAUGAAGAGCUUAUUAAAGAAGAGAAAAUAACUAAUAAUGAGUUGAGCGCCAUCUCAAAGAAGAUUGAUACAUGGGUUUUGGGUAGUUCAGAAACAGAUAAAGCUUUCAGAGUGAUGUCAAGCAAAGUUCCUGUAGACAAAGUAGCACCAACUACUCUUCCAGAGGAAGUGGUGGAUUUUGAAAAAUUCCUUCAGCAAACAGGAGGGCGACAAGGGGGCUGGGAUGACUAUGAUCACCAGAACUUUGUAAAGGUGAGAAACAAACAUAAAGGGAAGCCAACAUUUAUGGGAGAAGCCCUAGAACACCUUCCCGGAAGAACACAGGAUGAAGUUGAACAGCAUGAGAAAUGGUAUCAAAAGUUUCUGGCCCUAGAAGAAAGGAAAAAAGAGUCUAUUCAGAAUUGGAAAACUAAAAAGCUGCAAAAAAAGGAGGAAAUUUUCAAGGAAAAGGCAGAGGACAUGCCUAUGCUUUUUCAAAGCAAACAAGAAGAUAAUCAAAAGCAAAAAGAGGAACAAAGAAAGAGGCAGAAAUUGGCAGUGGAAGCUUGGAAAAAACAGAAAAGUAUAGAAAUGUCAAUGAAAUAUGCUUCCCAGUUAAAAGAAGAGGAAGAGAAAGAGAAAAGGCAACAGAAAGAGCGCCAACGCCAGUUUAAACUAAAAUUACUACUAGAAAACUACACCCAGCAGAAGAAAGAACAGGAAGAAUUUUUAAGACUUGAAAAGGAGAUAAGGGAAAAGGCAGAAAAGGCAGAAAAAAGGAAAACUGUUGCUGAUGAAAUUUCCAGAUUUCAAGAAAGAGAUUUGCGUAAACUUGAACUGAAAAUUCUUGAUAGACAGUCAAAAGAAGAUGAAAAGGCAGAAAAACAAAGAAGACUGGCAAAAUUAAAAAAAAAGGUUGAAAACAAUGUUAACAGAGAUCCUUCUAGGCUUUACAAACCUACCAAAGGCUGGGAAGAACGGACCAAAAACUUAGGACCAACAGGCUCUGGGCCACUUCUACAUAUCCCACAUAGGGCUAUUCCAACCUGGAGACAAGGACUUUAGAAAAGAAUAUGAGAUAAUGAAAUUGGUAUUCAGUUGAUGGGAAUGUUAGCAUAUUCAGCUUGAAUAGGACAGAGUGAUUCACAGCAUGUUUUUUAAAUAUCACUAGCUAAGACAGACUGAUUAUGGUGUUGUAUGUAAAUUGACAGAUGUUAAGCUCCAAGUAGUAUUGUCAUUAGUAUUUCCUGUUUAUACCAAGAGGGUAUGUAAUGUGUAUGUUGGCCUAUUAUUAUGUAAAAGUUUUUUUGAAUAAGUUUGUGUUACAAAUACUAUUUCAUUUAAAUACCCACAACAUUUCAAAGAUACUUUCUUUUUGGCAUGCCACAGCAAAAUAAGUUGGGAUAAUCACGGAAUGACAUUUUCAAACCAAACUUUUGUAACAUUUAUAUUUUGGAGGUAAGUUAGCUUGAGAAACAAAAAUAUAAAAAAAUUUUUGGUUUGAAUUAUGAAAUAAGUUAGUACUUUUUCUAAGGUUAACAAAUUGGUAGUUUAUUAGUUACUACAUUUUUAUGUAAUAAAUAUUUUGUAUUUGUUCGAAGCAUGCUUUGUUUUAUAUAUUUAUAUUAAAAAUAUGCCUCACAGUUCACACCUCAUUUAUACUCUAUUAUUUGUAUUAUUGAUAAAAUCUUUUUGGUUUUCUUUAGCUUUUCCAAUUUUCCUUUUAGCCUUUUUGGACUUGACACAUUUAUAAAAUCCUUAUGUCUUUCAUAUCUUCUUGCCUGAUUCAAUUUUUGCUUCUGUUUGCCUCAAAACAUUUGUUCAAAAGUUACUUUUAAAAUUUACAAGCUUUGGUACAUGAAAACACAAUGUAACAAUUAGUCUCAACUUUUCAUAUAAAAUCUUAGUUCCUAACUUUAAUUAGUUCUCAACAGCUUAUAGAAAAGUUACCAUCCUAUCUAAUAAAGAGGGAAUAUGCAAAUUGACCAUCACAUCAUCAAAAAGAUUUCGGCACCCAUAACCACAAGAUGGCAGUGCCCAGUCCCCUCAACCCUGCGGGAGCCCCCCAGUCCUUCCAGCCCUGCUGGGGGAGGAAGGGGCAGGCACACAGUGCGGCUGGACCCGCCCUCUGCCCCCCAGCUGCCCAGGGCCAGCCCAAGGUGCAGGCAAGCCUUGGAUGUUGGCUGUCCACCUAUCCAGGGCCACCCAAGACUCAGGUAAGUAGGGCCGGCCAAAGCUUGCUGCUGGCUGUGGCAGUAGCAGAGGUGUGAUGGGGCCAAGUCGCCUCCCACCCCUGAGGGCUCCAGGACUGUGAGAGAGGGCAGGCUGGGCUGAGGGCCCCCUCUCUCCAGUGCAUGAAUUUUCAUGCACCAGGCCUCUAGUAUACAUAAUAAACAAAGUUAUUUCUUAUGACUUUUAGAUGUGACUUGAUACAUUUAGGUCAAAUGACUCAAAUUUACUAAGUAAUAGUAGUCAAAACUUUUUUCUUAUUUUACAAUUAUGACUCAAAGUAAAUAUAAUUUCUAAAGGGAACUAAAUUAUUAUUACACAGUUAUUGUUGCAAAAUAGGAGAAUUAACAUAAAACAUCCUUAAUCAGGAAAGCACAUUUUAUUUGUAGCACUCAUUUUCCAUGAAUUUUAAAAAUGAUUUGAGGCUGUUUAGAAUAAAAUAUAGAACAGGACAAGGGAAUUUAAAAACAAUUGAAUAAGAAGAUACAGAAAAGUAAAGGUUUUUAUUUGCUACUUACUAACAUGUUGCUUUUUUUCCCACACACAAAGGCAGCUUUCAAUUUCCUGCAUCUAAGGUAAGUAUAGUGGGCAAUGCUAUAUGGGUUUUUUUGUUUAUUUUUAUUUUGUCUUUUUAAUAAUAGAAAGUGUAUGGAAGUUUCUUUGAACAACCAGUCCUUCUAACUGAAUCUAAAGUGAAUGAGGAAUUUGUUAAAUGGCUCUUUAUACAGACUACGUAAAAUAAACAACAGACAUGUCUUCAGUUGCAAGCUCAUAGAAGAGAUGUCAAACACUUCUUAAACUAGUUUAAAAGUACGUUAAUAAGAAAUUUAGA